GCACGGCGCGCCCGGCCCGGCCCAGCGCGGCGGCGAUGCGGAGCCGGGGCGAGCGGAGCUGCGGGUAGACGGAGCUGAGCCACACUCGCCUAUCAGGCCCGGCUGCAGAUUCCAUAGACUCUCAGCUUGGCAAUCUGAAAAAUGCAUUAUCUUAUGCUGCUGUUGAAGUGAAAACAGUUAUCCAGGAUCUGGUUGUACUUCUCUCUGAAACAGAAUUCUGCUGCAAUGAAUUUCCAGGAGAAGCUGGGAGAUAACAUAAAUCUUUGUAGACUACUUGGCUGCAAGCAGUUAAAGUGAAAUAAACUUCUGCCUUCUGGCUGCAGCGCUGGUUUGAGGUUUCUGCGUGACGCUCUGCAGACUCAAUCAUGCCAGCGUUAUCAACUGGAUCUGGAAGUGACACAGGUCUGUACGAGCUGCUGGCUGCAUUGCCAGCCCAGCUGCAGCCACAUGUGGACAGCCAGGAAGACCUGACCUUCCUCUGGGAUAUGUUUGGUGAAAAAAGCCUUCAUUCACUGGUGAAGAUUCAUGAAAAACUGCAUUAUUAUGAAAAACAGAACCCGAUGCCCAUACUCCAUGGUGCAGCAGCCUUGGCAGAUGAUCUGGCUGAGGAGCUGCAGAGCAAACCACUGAGCAGUGAGAUCAGAGAGCUGUUGAGACUCCUUGCAAAACCCAAUCUCAAGGCUUUGCUGUCUGUACAUGAUACUGUUGCUCAGAAGAACUAUGAUCCUGUCUUGCCCCCCAUGCCUGAUGAUAUUGAUGAAGAAGAAGAUUCAGUUAAAAUAAUUAGGCUCGUCAAAAACCGGGAACCAUUGGGAGCUACUAUUAAAAGGGAUGAACAUACUGGUGCCAUUGUGGUGGCCAGGAUAAUGCGUGGAGGAGCUGCAGAUAGAAGUGGGCUUAUUCAUGUUGGUGAUGAACUGAGGGAAGUCAAUGGGAUUCCCGUAGAUGAUAAAAAGCCUGAAGAAAUAAUACAGAUUUUGGCUCAGUCUCAAGGAGCCAUUACAUUUAAAAUUAUACCCAGUGUGAAGGAAGAAAUGCCAAUGAAGGAAGGCAAGAUGUUUAUCAGAGCCUUAUUUGACUAUGAUCCUAAUGAAGAUAAAGCAAUUCCUUGUAAAGAAGCUGGACUUGCCUUCAGAAAAGGAGAUAUCCUUCAGAUCAUGAGCCAGGAUGAUGCAACCUGGUGGCAAGCCAAACAUGAAGGUGAUGCCAAUCCCAGAGCAGGCUUGAUCCCUUCAAAGCAUUUCCAGGAGAGGAGAUUUGCAUUAAGAAGACCAGAAGUGCAGGUUCAGCCACUGAAAAUUUCCAACAGAAAAUCAUCUGGUUUUAGAAGAAGCUUUCGUCUUAGCAGAAAAGAUAAAAAAACAAACAAGUCCAUGUAUGAGUGCAAGAAGAGUGAUCAGUAUGAUACAGCAGAUAUCCCAACCUAUGAAGAAGUUGCAAAAUAUAGACGACAACCUAAUGACAAAUACAGGCUUGUUGUUUUGGUUGGUCCUGUAGGGGUUGGGCUGAACGAACUUAAACGGAAAUUGCUAAUCAGCGAUACCCAGCACUACGGGGUAACAGUGCCACACACUACCCGUCCAAGGAGAAGCCAAGAAAGUGAUGGUGUCGAAUACAUUUUCAUUUCCAAGCACUUGUUUGAGACAGAUGUACAGAAUAACAAGUUUAUCGAGUAUGGCGAGUAUAAGAACAACUACUAUGGUACAAGUUUAGACUCUGUUCGAUCAGUUCUAGCUAAAAACAAAGUUUGUCUGUUGGAUGUGCAACCUCAUACAGUGAAACACUUGCGGACGUAUGAGUUUAAACCAUUUGUUAUAUUUAUAAAACCUCCAUCACUUGACCGUUUGAGAGAAACUAGAAAAAAUGCCAAAAUUAUUUCAAGUAAAGAUGAUAAGGGAACUGCAAAACCCUUUACUGAAGAAGAUUUUCACGAAAUGAUUAAAUCUGCCCAUGUGAUGGAGAGCCAGUAUGGCCACCUUUUUGACAAGGUGAUAGUCAACGAUGACCUCGCUACAGCUUACAGUGAGCUUAAAACAACUUUUGACAGGUUGGAGACCGAGACCUUCUGGGUUCCUGUCAGCUGGCUACACUCAUAGUAACGUUUUAAAUAGACAAAACCUCUGCUGUUGUAUCAGCAUCUAAACCUUGGGCAUGGUUAGGCUUUUACUUGAUGGCCACUUCUUGGGAGGAGGGAUUUCAGCUCUUCUGAGCAGCAGGUUUACUCUUCAUGCACUGGAACUGGUCUUGUUUUCCUGUGUCUUCAAUUUUGCUGCCCACGGUUUGGGGUAGAACAGUCAGAUGAAACCAGAGAUUUACUGUGCUCCAUAAAGUGAGCUAAUACUAGUGUAGCAAAACUGCCAAACACCUCUUUAUCAUCAUCUGUGUGUUUCCAGGGUGAGUGUUUUUAACACAGAGUUUGCAGAAGAUACAAAUUGAUGCUGGAGAUCACCAUCAAUGGUGGUUUUAAGCAUAACUGUUCCCAUAAAAGAGCACAUCAGCACUUGGAAGUUAUUGCCCUUUCAGUGCUUGGGAGAACUGAAACAGGCAAAAGAGACCAACAUUUUUAUGAGGAAGACACCAUAGUUUUAAUUAUGUAUCAAUGUGUUUUUACUUUUCUAGAUGUGAACCUUGUCUUACAUGUACAGACUGAUUUAAAUAUUCUUUUGCAAUUAACAUAAUCAUGGAAAGAAAGAUGUAUUCAGUGGCUUAAUAGUGAAACACUCAGCUGUGAGCAUGCAUGGAUUGAAAAUAUUUUCAGGCAUGCUCUGUGGCAAAACAAAGAAAAGUCAUGGGAAUAAUUAUUUAAAUAGGAAAAAAAUGUGGGGUAUUGUGUAUAUAACUUCAAAGUCUUUGGGAUUGAACUUCUGUAAAAUCAGUGGCAAAGUGAUGUGAAUAGCAACAAAGUAGAGAAUAAUUCUUUUCCCUUUUAAAUUCAUUUUAAAUAUUUUUGGCGCACUUUAGAACAAUUUUCCCAUCAGAAAUUUUCAAACAAUGAGGAAACCUUGGACAUCUGAGAAGCAGUUGAAAGAGAUUAAUUCUUUUUAUUGUUGAGUAUGUACUGAUACUUUUUAGUAGUGUAACAUGUAUUUUGUCUCCACUCAAAAAUAAAUUAAUGCUGUAGAGUUCACUGUAAAAAACAUUCUUGUCACUGGAAACAAGAUAGUUGGAAACCCCACUUUAAGAUUUGAUGUGUCAGUGUUAAGCAAAUGUAUCUUAGAGGAUGUAUUUUUAAUAUAGAUAAUUUGGUAUUUUUCUUUACUUACUACUGAUAUGCAGGAAAUGAGUACAAAUGUAAAGACCAAGUAACACCUGUGUGUUGUGUUGUGAAUGUCUUGUAAGUACAGAAUGUGUAUAGGAACUUGCUGACUUCAGAUCAUCCCAUCUGUGGCAUUCAAACAGGAAACCAUUAUUUCAUGUCAAUCUGUAAAGAGAAUAUAGCUGUCUUGUUUAAAGAAAAAAGAAUUUAGUGAAACUUUAUAUAUUUAUGAAAGGGUUGAAAAGGGAUGUUAAGUUUUUAAAUUUCUUGUCAAUGUGAUCAUUUAUUAAAGAGAUUACUAGUCUGUAAUUUGAAACAGUCUCUGUAAAUGGAGCUCAACAUUCCAUGUAAAUAUUUUAUUUCAGUUCAUACGCUGAUAAAGCCAUGAGGUUUUGCUGUUUUAUUCUAAAUGUGUAUUUAAUGUGUGGGCCAUUGCGUUUGGCUUAGAGUCUUAUAAAACAAAUGAAAUGCAAGAAACAACAGCAAAAUCCCUGGGAGUCUGGAAAAGUUUAUGCAAGAGUUACAGAUGUACUGAGUCCCAGUAUGGAUACAUGCUCUGCUUGAACUGCUCUACUGUAACUUCUGUCAAAUCUCACCUUUUUCCUGGUGGACCUAAACUUUUUUGUAACAUAAAUAGGAAUUUGUUGAUUAAAUUAAUUGCAUAGAGAUUAUCUGAGUUGAGAAAACAUUUUCUAUUUUUUUUAAAUCACUGAAAAUCAAACUAUUUUUCAGGGGAUAUGGAAUUCAGUGGGUCAGUUUGCCUUUGCCUGUGAGAUGCCAAGUGCCUUCACCAUCUCUUGAAAUGGAGAGGACCCUUGGCAUCUCUCAGGAUGUGGCCAUGUCCAACAGGAGGGGCUUUAGUCCUCACUAAAUCACUAUUAGCAUUAUUUCUAACUUGGGCUGUCUUGGAACAUUGGGGUACAGUCACGCUUGCAUAAGGGACCUGCUUUUCUCUUUGUCAAGUAGAUGCUAGAAUAAUCCGCAAACUCCCUGGUAGGGACAGUUCUGGCUGUCCUGCAGGCUGUUUUUCCUGUCUUUUUGGAAUUAAUGUAAUUGCCAUUCCUGGGUCGGUGUGGUCUGGAGGAUCCUGCGCGCAGCUCUGCCGUCCUGGGCAGCGCUGAGCAGCGCGGGGCUCCGCCGCGCUCCCAGACACCGACGCUCUGAUCCACGGCACAGCCUGGCAGGAGGCUCCCACAGCCAUGGCUGCCUGCCCUGUCUCUGAGCCAGGAGCUCAUUCCUGGAUGGUAACACCUGCACAAGGAAGGGAAUCUCAUAAACAUAGAUCCAACCAACAGAAUAAAACGUGCAGUCUUUGAUGAGUCAGAAACGUUUUUAAUUAUAGUACUAAAUUGCUCUUUAAAAAUCAACAUUAUUGCAUUAUUCAGCUUCAAAAGCUAAAAAUCAAAGCCCUCCACGAGGCAGGCAGAGAUGACAAUAGGUCUAGGCAGAAAAAAUGUCUUAGUCAAACAGUUUCAACAGGAUAGGAGCCUGCUUAUCAUGAUGGAUCCUGAGCUGUGCUGAACUGUUCUGGGAUACCAAGGGGAACAGGGCAGAUGGAUUGUUCCUUUGACUCCUAAGAAUUUGGGAAUGAAGACAACUAAACAUGUUUCCAAUAUUCCACAUAUUCAAGUUGUGCUGUGUGGGGUUUUAGAGAAAUGUAUGUUUUGACAGUCAAGUCCAGAUGUUUUUAUUGUGUUUUAGCUGUUUGCUGUAGUCAAACAAAGGGUAGUAUUUUUUAAUAUUGUACCAAACUCUAUACUUGAAUUCACCAUCAGGUCCUUGGUUGAUGUCUUACCUGAAAUCUGAUCUUACCUUCUUAUGCAAAACAAUAAAUUAUUGAUAUACCA
This is a messenger RNA of Pyrgilauda ruficollis (rufous-necked snowfinch), 5103 nucleotides long. RefSeq names its product membrane palmitoylated protein 7 (gene MPP7). The transcript has 19 exons. The record is from RefSeq and is a predicted model, not a curated record. Gene Ontology annotation, cellular component: plasma membrane; cell-cell junction. Gene Ontology annotation, molecular function: protein binding. Gene Ontology annotation, biological process: protein localization to adherens junction. Lineage: Eukaryota; Metazoa; Chordata; Aves; Passeriformes; Passeridae. Bases 366 to 2096 code for a protein of 576 amino acids.